AUGGUGGUGCAGUGUGUCGCGGCGCUGUUGCUGCUACAGCCACUCCUGCGCACCCUAGAACAGCCGCAAUCCCUCGCCGUACUCCUCUACGGUAACAUCAGGCGGGAGCUGUACAUGGCGGGACACCGUAUCGUGCACUCGGAGCUGUGCCCGCGGCUCGGCGCGGGUCUGACGCUGCUGGUGCUGGUGACGUCAGCGCCGGAGCACACAGCCAAGCGUGCCGCCGUGCGCAAGACGUGGGGCAGCCUCGCGCGCCGUCGGGACAUCGUACUCGCCUUUGUUAUUGGGCAACCGCCGCAAAAAUACCAAAAGCGUCUAGCGCGCGAGGACGUGUUGUACGGCGACGUGAUCCAGGGUAACUGGGUGGACUCGUACUCCAACCUGACGCUGAAGGUGUUAUCCAUGCUGGAGUGGGCCGACACGUACUGCCCGCGCGCGCCGCGGGUGCUCAAAACCGACGACGAUGUGUUCCUCAAUUUACCGCGCCUGCUGAAUAUGCUCGCCGAGCCACAGCGCGCCAAAGCCACGCGCACUAUAUGGGGGGAGUUCAGAACGAUUUUUUUGCAACCGAAGCGCAAUAGGAAUUCGAAGUGGUAUCUCUCGAUGAUGCAGUACCCCUCAGCCAAGUUCCCCCCUUACAUGAACGGUCCCGGGUACGUGUUAACGGCGGACUGCGUGGGACCACUUCUAAAGACCGCGCUUCGCAGUCCGUACGUGCGGAUAGAAGAUGCCUUUAUCACCGGAGUGCUUGCUGAAGCACUAGGGUUCAAGCGGUUUUGGACAAGAGAGUUUAUAAGCAUCAGCAAGAGGACUGCUGCCAGGCAGCCGUGUGCAGUGAAGCGCGCCAUGCUUGUCCAUAGGGUGUCGCCUCGCAGGCAGUACCAAUUGUGGCGCCAGCUGCGGAACGCAACCGCCAACUGCUUGUAGUGUUGAUAAAAUUACGCUUUUCAAAGCGCGUCAGGCUUUCUACGGUGGGGACUG
Messenger RNA from Pectinophora gossypiella (pink bollworm), 981 nucleotides. Its product is annotated as beta-1,3-galactosyltransferase 4-like. Gene Ontology annotation, molecular function: hexosyltransferase activity. The transcript has 5 exons. Lineage: Eukaryota; Metazoa; Arthropoda; Insecta; Lepidoptera; Gelechiidae. Gene Ontology annotation, cellular component: membrane. The coding region runs from base 1 to 927 and encodes 308 amino acids. The record is from RefSeq and is a predicted model, not a curated record.